This is a messenger RNA of Zophobas morio, 1974 nucleotides long. RefSeq names its product polycomb group protein Pc (gene Pc). The coding region runs from base 417 to 1580 and encodes 387 amino acids. Gene Ontology annotation, cellular component: chromatin; PRC1 complex. The record is from RefSeq and is a predicted model, not a curated record. Gene Ontology annotation, biological process: negative regulation of transcription by RNA polymerase II. The transcript is spliced from 3 exons. Gene Ontology annotation, molecular function: chromatin binding. NCBI's taxonomy places the organism in Eukaryota, Metazoa, Arthropoda, Insecta, Coleoptera, Tenebrionidae.
CGGACGAGUCCAUUUUUGACAGGGUACUGCAGUCGCGCGUCGUUGCACAAAACCGCAAAAAUUGUAUCAAAAACAGUCAAAAUGAAGCGCUCCGUGUCAACGAAAUAGUCAAAAUCGCCGCCCCUUUCACCUCGUCUUCGCACCGCCAAACUCGAGAAAAAAUAAACGUCUCUGACGUCAGCCAUGAAGGCACUUCGCAGCGCCGCCAACCGCACGCCAAAAUCCCCCAACAGCAAAUGUGAGCACCAGCGAUGUCGCGGACGCAAUUUUAGAGUUUCGCGGAAAACGCCGCAUUGUUUUUCUUCGGAAGAUGUUGAUGAAGAAGCAGUUUAGUGUGUGGUUGUACGCUGUGGCGAUUAAUGCGACGUAGAUAGUGAAAUUCGGGGUAUUUAUUUGUGACCGCUCCAGCCAUAACAAUGGAACUUGGUGACCAUGUUUAUGCCGCCGAAAGGAUUAUAAAAAAAAGAGUCCGACGGGGCGUCGUCGAGUACUACGUGAAAUGGAAAGGCUGGAGCCAGAAGCACAACACGUGGGAGCCCGAGGAGAACAUCCUCGACUUGCGGCUCAUCGACCUGUUCGAGCGGUCGCAGAAGGUGGACGUGCACAAGCGCGGCCCCAAGAAGAAAGACCGCCACGCCGAGAAGCAACAAGUGGAGACCGAGGACGAAGGGCGCGCGAGCGGCGAAGACAGCCAGGACGACACAGUGACCAGCGCCGAGCAGAGCAAGCCGACGCCCGCCGCCAACAAGAAGGAGUCGACGCCGAACCCCGACGACGAGGACACGCGGGCCGGGUCCGAGGUGUCCUCCAAGUCGCCAGUGCCAACGGGAGUGGACGACAACGAGAAUUCGAAUAGCUCGAGCAGCGAGGACAGGAGGCCGAUUCUGGCCAGGCUGGAGAUCGGGGCCAAGCGGAAGGCCGAAGUGUUGUCGAAGGAGAGCGGGAAGAUCGGGGUUACGAUCACGACGAGCAGUCCGACGAGCUCGAGUCCGCCACCGAGCAAGGUCCACAAACUCUCCUCAGCCAAACCGCAGUCUUCGACGUCGUCAGCGAACCGCGCCAACGGCCGCCAGAAAAGCGAAGAAGAAACCUCGUCGGCGAUCCCCUCGGCGUCGAGUCCCGCCGUUCUGACCGCCACGACGCCCCGAACCUCGACUGACAAGAGUCGCAGUCCCCUCGACGCCACUCUGCCCCACUCCUCGACGAAAGAGCCGGCGUCGCCGAAGCCGGUGGCGUCGCGGACCGACGACAAGCGGCCGCCCGCCGAGCCGCCCGUGUCGCCGCCUCCGAAGAAACCCGAAGUCAGCACGAAGGCCGACAGCGCGGAGGGCGAGUGCAAAGCGGGCGAUAAAGAGCUGACGGUGAACGGACACAAUAACAAUAACAAUGUGACUGACGAACUCCCGGUGCUGACGAGUCCGGGCUCGGAGUACUGGCUGGCGAGGAACCCCGUAGCGGAUCAGGUUUUCAUCACCGACGUCACGGUGAACCUGAAGACUGUCACGAUCCGGGAAUGUAAAACCGAGAAGGGGUUUUUCAAAGAUCGGGACGAUAAUAGUCAUUCUAGUGAUAUUGUUUGACUUUUAUUUAUUUCGUUGAUAAGCUUAAGUCGUAAGGACAGUGAUGGGCUUUUUUAGAUAUCCGAGGGUGGGUAUCGUACAGGGUAGCUCAGUUUUAGAGCAACGUUUCCCCGAGGAUCUGAUAGGUUUUAUUAGACUGUUGGUGCUAUAUGCUUUUUUAUUGGCCAGCCUGAGGGAGUGGACGGUUUCACGAUUCAUUGACUGCUUGUUGUGUAGUAGUGCUGAGGCUGGACGUCGUGGUUCGAGGACGAUUUUUGUAUAAAUGUGUAUAUUUCGCUGCUGUCAUUUCCAAAGGUCCUGCUUGUUUGCUCCAAAUACAACCCCAAAUCUUCAUUCGUUUUUUCUUUUUUUUACUGUGAUAUUCAAAUCGUACUAGAUGAAAUUCGGUCACAAU